AUGAAAGCACUACUGGACGAGUUUGUGGCCCCUAUGAAGUACACAAUAGACAAUGAACUCCUCGAUGCAUUCGGGAUCAACUGUGAGAAUGCGGGUUGGGACUAUGAGGACAACAGUAAAAUCCUAUACAUGGGCUUCUCCACGGGGGAUGUUAUGAAAUGUAAACUGAUGUCAGCAGCAUUGGCCUUCAUGAAUACGGUGAGAAUGGGCAAGAAUGCACACAGCGACAGGAGUCAGAAUGAUCAGGAUAUGAGGGAAAUUUUAGGGUGUGUAGUGGUAAAUAUGUAUAUGAACAUAUUGAGAAAUGUCAAAUGCGGGCAUCCGUGGAAAGGACCGAGUUAUGCCUGGAAGGUGGCCAAAAAAAUGGGAAAUGACGAAGGAGGUGCAGCAUUCAGCAGUGCAAUUACAGCCGGAACGUGUACUAAGGAUGCAUGGCGCGGCCUGAAAAUAGGCACACAGGACAUUCGGCGCGCUGUGGAGGCAUGGUUAAGGGGAAAUGCACACAUAAUGGCGGAAAUACAGAAAGCUCAGGCAAGCGCAGAAUGUAACAAACCAUGGAAGAGGGAACCAGGUCUGCCACAGAGCGCCCGUACUACGCAUGGUACUGCAGGAGGUAGUGAAGAAUACACACAACUUGGAGAGAAGAUAGGAAAUAUCGUGGACAGCAUAAUUGUAGGGAUGAAGGAAGAAAUAGAUGACGAGGGAAGAAUGAAUACGAAAAGCAAAGAGCAGUCCAGGUUAAGUUCUACGGGUACCUCCAACGUCCAGAAGGACACGCGGCGUACGGCGCGCGUGGACCAUGUUGCACACGAAGAGUCGGAAGACGAUGACGAUGAAGACGAAGAUGAGGAUGCAGAAGCGGAGGACACGAGUGGUAAGAACAGUACGAAUACGACUCGCGCUCAACCACCACAACCAGCACUCGCGGACACCGAAGGCGGGAGGUCACAGUCCGGAUCAGCACUAGUGCCAGCAUCGGGCACACAACCACAAGCACCGGCAUCUCCAGUAUUACCAGCACCACCAACGGACACGCAACCACCUCCAUCACCAUCGGGUCCCCCCCAGGGAGAGUCAUCAGUGCCACAAUCACCACCUGUUCCUCAGUCCCCACCGGCUGCAGGACCGGCCGAAGGACAUGGUCAUGCAGGACCAAACGGGGAUGUUAAGCAGCCUGAGGAUGAUGAUACCACCCAAGCAUUAGGCGCAGGAUCGAGGGUUCCGCUUAUUACGAACACGGAUUCUAAAUUAGCCCCCAAGGAUAUACCCAAAGUGCCUGUCACACAGACGGAUACGGGAGGCGAUGCCGUCGAUGGCGGCAACGAUGACCCCCCUCCUCUCAAUCCACCCAAACCAAAACCGAACCCGAACCCAAAUCAAUCGGGUAGUAGUGGCAGUUUCAGUGAUGCUGAUUUGGCUGAUGGAGUUUCUGGUGGGGACGGAAAAGGCGCAGGUGGGGGUGGUCCAACGCAUGGUGGAGCAGGUGGUGCAGUUGGUGGUGGUACGGGUGGUAGUAGUGGUGGUGGUGGAGCAGGAGGUGCUGGAGUUGGUGGAGGUGCUGGAGGGGCUGCCCUUACCCCUGCGACCCCUUCCGUGCCGCCCGGCCUCACAUGGGAAGAUGUCAAGCCGUACACCCCCGCGCUGAUUCCCGCGGUGGUUGGUAUUGGGGUGAUUGCUUUUUUCCUCUGGAAGUACUUUGCGUACCUCACCAAACGACGACGAACAUAUCGAACCGUUCGUGACGUGCCGUCACCGCCACUCGACGAAGAAAUUCUAGACCAUCUACAACGCGCCGAACUACCGCCACCCGAUUACGGUUACACCAUGGUUAGGGAUAGGCAGCCCGGCAGAUUGCCCGCCGCCCGACGACGACGCCCCCCACGGGUGCAUACACGCACGAUUAUCGAGCUACAUCUAGAAGUGCUACACGAAUGUGACGCAGCCGCAUGGGAAAACGUCCAAGACGACUAUUGGACGAUUGUCGUGCAGCAGUUUGCACAGGAGUUGAUGCGGGACGCCACGGGGUAUAGUAGUUUCCCGGAUGCUCCUAGCACAAACCAGGCUUUAUCCGGGACCAAUGUUUUAGCCAACGCAGACCGACCGCGUCAUUACCACGCCCGUCAUCCCACCUGCGACGCCCCCGUUCCAGCCACACACACACCCACAAACGCCCUAGUCACGGACAUACCCACAUGUGCCACAAUCACGGACAUACCCCCAUGUGAUGAUCCGAAGCCCGACAUCACACACCAGUUAGUCACAGACGACACAGUCACAGACACACCCCCACAUGAACCUCCAAAGCCCGCAAUCACACAACCACCAGGCUCCGGUAACGCAGUCACAGAGACACCCACAUGUGCGGAUCCUAAGACCGACAUCACACACAUACCCACAUGUAAAGCAGUCAUAGACACACCCACAUGUGAUCAUCCUCAGCCCGACAUCACACAACACACAGUCACAAACGACACAGUCACAGACAUACCCACACGUGACGCACUCACAGACACACCCACAUGUGAGGAUCCUAAGCCCGAAAUCACAGACAUACCCACAUGUAAAGCAGUCACAGACAGACACACAUGUGCUGAUCCUCAGCAUGCAAUCACAUCACACACACUCACAAGCGACACCGUCACGGACACACCCACAUCCCACACUACCACGUGGCUGCGUUGGAUUGACCGUAACAAACAUAUUUUAAGGGCGUGCACGGGGCAACCGUGGUUUAAUGCCCUCAAAUUGCAAUGGACACAAUACCUGAGUGAACAAAUGGUGGCAAACGAGGACAACGGGCACCGUGAAUUAGGUGAGUACGGUAAUAUCCCAUACAUGCAAAGCAAGAAAUUGGUCCUGUGGAAACAGUGGGUCGCACAGCAACAUGCGCUUAUGCAUAUAUAUGGUGAGGAGGAGUGGUUUCAACGUUUGUUGAAUAGUGUAGAGGAGGAGACAGUGUCGGACAAAGGCGCAGUACCACGAGUAGAAAAACACUUCAAAAUGGAAAAAGUAAUGGGCACAGAACACUUGCUACACGUGCGCGAUGUACCGCGCUCGCAACUGCAUAAGCAACCUUACAUGACAAAACCGUUAACCGCUAAAACAUGGAUACUGAUCCUGGCAUUAGUCAUAGAACACUGCGAGGUCGAAUGUCGUUUGCAGGAGAAGGAGUUAUAUGUGGAUGAACUAUUGCACAAGCUCUGA
Molecule: messenger RNA, 3204 nt
Organism: Plasmodium fragile
Lineage: Eukaryota; Apicomplexa; Aconoidasida; Haemosporida; Plasmodiidae
Exons: 5
Coding region: 1-3204 (1067 amino acids)
Source: RefSeq, a predicted model, not a curated record